This is a messenger RNA of Colias croceus (clouded yellow), 1423 nucleotides long. It is a transcript of the gene mRpS9, whose product is annotated as 28S ribosomal protein S9, mitochondrial. The coding region runs from base 162 to 1367 and encodes 401 amino acids. Gene Ontology annotation, cellular component: mitochondrial small ribosomal subunit; ribosome. The record is from RefSeq and is a predicted model, not a curated record. Lineage: Eukaryota; Metazoa; Arthropoda; Insecta; Lepidoptera; Pieridae. The transcript has a single exon. Gene Ontology annotation, biological process: translation. Gene Ontology annotation, molecular function: RNA binding; structural constituent of ribosome.
GACAAAUGAAGUCGAUGAUAUUUUUGUGAUUAGGAUUAAAGGCUUCCUUGCACAUUUGUAUUUGAAUUGUAAUAAAUUAAUACUUAUUAUCUGUUAAGUGAGAACAUAAUUGUAUUUUACGUGGAUAAUUAUGUCCGUCUAAUUAAUUUAUAGACUACAAGAUGUCCAAUGUUAUAAAGUUAACCAUUAAGCAGGUUAUACCUGUUACAAAGUGUUCUUAUCCAAUUUUAUCCAACUCGAUCUAUAAACAUGUACGAAAUUACAGUAGUAAAGCGACAACAAAUGCAGAUGAUAUUUUCAGUAAAUUUACGGAUUGGGAAACAUUAAGUAGAAAAAGAACUAUCAGCAAAGCUAUGAAGGCCUACUUAGAACGGGCUAGAGAACAUGAUGAAUUUAUGAAAAAACAGGAAGUCGAAUACAAAAUUGGUAAAAGACAUCUCGCUAAUAUGAUGGGAGAAGACCCAGAGACAUUUACACAGAAAGAUGUUGACAGAGCCAUUGAAUACUUAUUCCCAAGUGGCAUAUACGAUCCUGCUGCUCGUCCUUUGAUGAAACCACCUGAAGAAGUAUUUCCAGCCCGAAAAGCCGCGGAAUUUGAUGAAGCUGGUAGACCUCAUCACUUUCUGUUUUACACAGGAAAGCCUAAUUUUUUCAAAUUAUUGUAUGAUGCUGCUGAGCAUAUUGAAAACCUUAACAAGUUUGAAGAUAAAGUUAUAAGAAAAAAAGCUGUUCCUGACCAAAAUUCUAAACUGGACUUAGCUACAAGUCUUUGGGUUACUAAAGAUCAAUUAGAAGUAAUGUUGGUGGAGAAAAUUACUGACUUGGAAUAUGACAAUUUCAAAUUGGUCAUGGAACGACUUGUAUCACUACCAUAUGCCUACAAAUGUAUAGAUUUUAUUGAAAAAUUUAGAAAACCAUUGUCUACUCAGAAAUUUGCACUGGAAAUUCCUAAACCUAGUUUUGAUGAAGAGGGUCGUUCUUUUAUUACCACCUAUGAAUGUUUGAGAAAAAAGGCUAGAGGUGAUGUAACCAUUCGAUCACCAGGUACAGGCAAAAUAACUAUCAAUGGAAAAGAUAUCACCUACUUUGAAGAUACUCAAAGUAGAGAACAAGUUAUAUUUCCAUUAAUUUUUACUGGAAUGGAAAAUCGAGUCGAUGUUGAAUGUAAUAUUGAAGGAGGUGGACCAUCUGGCCAAGCUGGUGCAAUUCGUUGGGGAAUAGCAUGGGGUCUACGUAGUUUUGUUGAUCAACCAAUGCUUGAAUCAAUGCAAGUGGCAGGUUUGCUUACGAGGGAUCACAGAAGAAGGGAACGUAAGAAGCCUGGACAGCCUGGUGCUAGGAAGAAGCCUACAUGGAAGAGGCGUUAAGAUUACUUGUAAUGCCGGUUAUGAAAUUGUAGUUAAUAAAUAAAAUACAGAAUGAA